ACAUGUUAGAGGAAACAUCUACUUCACAGUCUCAGUGAAACGUGUAAAUAACUGAUUUAUUAAAUUACCUACAGUCCUUGGGAUGGCAAAGCGAGCAGCGAGAGAGAGGACCCAGCUGCCAACGUGUUACUAUGAGGGAUACCUGGAGAAGAGGUCGUUCAAAGAUAAGGCAUCUCGGAAACUGUGGACCUGCCUAUGUGGAAACACACUGUUCUUCUUCAAUGAAAAGAGAGACACCGAUUACAUAGAGAAACUGGAUCUCAGUGGUUUGAUCUCGAUAACAGAUGACAACAGCCAGGAUCGUAACUUAGAUGCAGCCAGAUUCAACUUGCAGAUGAAGAAUGGAAAUAUCAAAUUCACUGUUCCUAAUGCAGAGGCUCGUGAGCUGUGGAAGGGAUUCAUUCACUCUGUGGCUGAGCUGUCGGUACCAUCCUUCGCCAACCUGCUACCAGGCCAGAUCCACAUGCUAAAAGAGGCCAUAGAAAAGGAAAAGGAAAGAAUACAAACUCCUGAUGUCCCUCCACCUGUUCCCACCAACUCCAGUCCUUACGUCCGCCUCCAAUCAGAAAUGCCAGCUUGUUACCACAAUGUGUCCCGUCUGGAGGCCGAGCUGCUGCUUGAGAGAGAGGCCAAGAAAGGAAACCUGCUGCUGAGGCCUGGAAGUGGCGGAAACUCCUUCGCUGUCACCACCAGGCAGGACCUAGACGGGUUCCCUGUCCCACUCUACAUGAUGUGAUCAACUAUUUAGUUGAAAAUACUGACAGAGUUUUGAUUCCUUUCAUAAUUGAAGAGGCAUAUGAAAAAAACAUCUCUUAUAUUCGGUCGGACAAUGAAAAUGGAGAGAAGAGCGUUCAGCAGGCCUCAUCAAACCUUGUCCCACCAACUCCACCCCCCAAACCAGUAGCUCUAAGAAUACCGACUCCUGAACCAGAGGCAGAACCAUUUAUAGAAGAGUCUGAGUAUAUGAAUGACAAGUUGGACGGGAAAGACAAAAAGACAAAGAAUUCCCCAGCCGCUCCACUGCCAGAACCUGAGAAAAAUGCUCCAAAGAAAGCAAUUAUGCCUCCAAUUCCUGCUCCUCGCAAAGGGGCCUCCUUUGUAUCACCCCCCUCUUCUACCUGCUCCAUGAACAGCGACCCGAAGUUGAGAGCCUUAUCCGACUGUCGGGGACAGAUUCCUAUCGCAACGCUGUCUGAGCUGAAACUCAAGUUGGAACAAAAGGCAAGGAGUCAAGAGUGACCUCUCCUGGUUGAAUUCCCAUUAAAGCGUCUGUGACUCAACAGCAGUGCAGAGCUACUCAGUCUGUCCCUGCAACAUGAACCAACACAUAGGAGCGGGAAGAGAGCAGCGGUUUCCACACAGACGGCAUCUUCCCCGUCUGCGUCGUGGCUCUGCUCCUCCUCGUCAGCUGGCUGUCAGCAGCAAAGCCUCUCCGAAGAUUAACACUCUAUUGAUUCACCCCUCUCAGACACUCAUUAGCAAAUGAAUCGACUGUAACGAGGGGUGUACAUGUCACAUUAUCCUCACCGUGUUUCUCUUGUACAUUUUGCACAUUUGCCAUUGACACUGGUGUACAUUUUCCUACUUAGAUUGUAUCAGAUCUUCUGUAUCAGUGUUUGUGACUACUUUUACUGUUAUCAGCUGUUGAGUUGUAUUUUUGUAAAAUUUUUUUACUUAGCCUAGACAGCUAUAUUUAUUCUGCCUUACAGGCAUGUGAUGUUUAUACAUAUUGUACACCAUUGAAUUGGCUUGUGGUUACUGUACCUACUGUAUGUGAAUGUAUUGUAUAUACUGUAGUGAAGGAAACAUUUGCUACCGUCACAUCCAAUCAGAUACAUAUGCACAAGCAACCAGUAUGUGCCAUGCAGCAGUUAGAAAUCAAUCAGUUUUAUGAUGUUCUGUACCUGGUCCGCAUUCCUGUGUUAAACCUCUUUUUGUACAA
This is a messenger RNA of Morone saxatilis (striped sea-bass), 1942 nucleotides long. Its product is annotated as signal-transducing adaptor protein 1-like. NCBI's taxonomy places the organism in Eukaryota, Metazoa, Chordata, Actinopteri, Moronidae. The record is from RefSeq and is a predicted model, not a curated record. Gene Ontology annotation, molecular function: signaling adaptor activity.